Messenger RNA from Sodiomyces alkalinus F11, 1449 nucleotides. RefSeq lists its product as hypothetical. NCBI's taxonomy places the organism in Eukaryota, Fungi, Ascomycota, Sordariomycetes, Glomerellales, Plectosphaerellaceae. The transcript has 2 exons. The coding region runs from base 1 to 1449 and encodes 482 amino acids. The record is from RefSeq and is a predicted model, not a curated record.
AUGUCCGCCUCACCUCCGUCUUUAGAGAGCCUCCCGUGGGAUAUUACAAGAAUCAUCUUUCGCGACCUCGUCCCUCAGGAGCCGCAGCCAUACCCUCCCGAUUUGGAGGGCGAGUUGAAUCGUCGCCUUACACGGUUGGCCUCGGUUAACCGAGCAUGGCAGGCGUAUUUUGAACCCUUCAACUUUGAGUCUCUCGGACUUACCAGCGAUUCCCUUCUCCAGUUCCAGUCCUACGUCAAUUAUGACCGUGUGACCUUCGUCAAGAAGAUUCACCUGCAUGUAUGGCUUCGCCACAAGAACCCCCUUAGUUAUGCAGACGUACAAGAAAACAAUACGCUGUUCACCCGCGCACUCGACACGCUCUUCAGAGCUAUGGGGUAUUGGCCCGCGAGUCUCUCUCGCCACUUGCAACUCAGCGUGGCCGUGCGCACGCCUCUAGUGAACGACAAGGCUUUCUUCAUCGCCAGAAAGCACCCUGCAUGGUCCGAGGUGUCUUAUAUAAAUACAGUCCUCCACGAAAGUAGCGGAAGAAGUGAUGUGGCCGCUGCCUUGUCUAAUGUCAGACUCACUUCGGAGCUUCUGCCCCACGUUGACGGCGUCACAUCCUUUUCCACGGGUCCCCUGUGGGGUAACUGCAGCUUCGAGCCCCGAACGCUGAGCCGUAUCCUUGGCUUGAUUCCAUUCCUGCGCGAAGCCGACAUCGGCAUGGGUAAGAUGCUCUGGAACAAUACUAGCGCUGACGAGUUGAUCGCACUGAGGAACACGAUAUGGCGUUGGCCACGAUCCAUGGAGUCGCUGAACAUUCACCACAUGCUCCGGGUAUCCAAUCAACUGGAGAACGUGGACAAUGACAGUCAAGAAACGAGAGAAUUGGGAUUUGGUCUUCGACAGUUCGCCUCCCGGACUCUCCGAGACCUCAGAGUUGUCAACUUUCUCACCGUUCAGUCUUUUAUGGGAAAUCUCUGGCCGGGAGACGAGUGUCCCGUUAAGAUCAUGGCCCCCCCCGAGUCGCUGAACGGUCUAGACAUGAAGAAUCAGCGGCUUAAGACAUUGUAUUUUGAGACUUGGACUAUGUCCCGCGACCGGAUCUUGCAUUAUCUCAGACCGGAGAAUGAGGAAGAACUGGCUCUCUAUUGCCAGUGCAUAAUGCUGAGUGCCGCACGACUCGCCACGACGAUGCCACAGUUGAACAAGAUGACCAUUAUUCAGCAUCUACCCCGGAAGAAAUAUUUCGAGGUAUCGUACGAACUCAGUCCAUUAGGCCCUGUAUUGAGGUGGUCCGGCACGGAGCCGUUCGUCCUAUGGCGCCAGACUCUCCAGGCAUGGACUCGAGUGGCCGAGAAACAUACAGAGAGCCCCCUAAGGACAUCCUAUGGAAUCGACAUCCAUGACGUGCCCGUCGCGGACGCACCUCUAUCGCUGCCGUAUACUGUGGGCAUAAAUUUGUGA